AUGACGUCGGCUCACGAAAUCGCAGUGCGACGGGAGGGCUCCGGCUUGUGGCAACUGCGUAAAGACAAUGCAAAGUCAGUUCUCUCCUCCAAACCUGCUCGAAGCGAGGUUGGGCUAACGCUGUCGAGGAAGCUUGCAUAAUUGAGGACCCCUCUACGAGACGCCAUUAUCCUCGAGGGUAUGUCGAAACCCUCGAAGAGCGAGUGGCGCAGCUUGAACGCUCCGCUGCCAUCGUAGAGAGACCGAGAACCCCAGAGGAGAUCACCAUUACCGCCACCCACGUUUCACACGACGUAGGGCCAGUAGCGGAGGCGUCUGUGGUCGAUGCUACGGAGCAGAUGAACGGGCAGAUACAGAGGUACAGCCUUGAUCUUGAAUUUCUGACUGCCGUACUGACUAUGUGUAAAGCCACCCCGACGAUCACCAUGAUCACCAACUACAGUCUGAUCAUGGUGACCAUGCCGGAGGGGACGAAGAAACCGACGAGGAACCCUCAUCGCUUGACCUGCUUCUGCUAAGAGCCGCCGGCGGAGAACCACACUACUUUGGCUCAUCGUCAUCUUUUUCCUUCACAAAACUGUUCUCAGCAAGACUGAGGGGCUCUCAGUUCCAUAUGCCGGGAUUAUCGAUGAAUGGAAUGACGCACCCCUAUAUACAAGAACGUCCGCGACCUGCUCCUGCUCCAUUACCGGAUAGGGCGACGACGAAGAUGCUGACAACCUCAUAUUUUGAUAAUGUACACCCCCAGUUCCCUUUCCUGCAUAGACCAACUUUCCUCGAGUACGAGGAUGCAGUCAUGUCGGCUUGCGAGAAUGGCCUCACCCCGAAUCCAGUGUGGUCGUACUUUGUCUACAUGGUCGCAGCAGUAGGUUCCUUGACGGGGCCCCUUGCCGGCAGCACUUUGCCAGAAGGGCUGUACGCAGCAGGGGAAGAACUGUACGAACACGUCUUGCAGCUGAACAACUUGGAAGCCAUCCAAGCGAUGUUGUGUUGCGCCAUGUACUCCUUGAGAUCCCCGAUAGGCGUGUCUAUUUGGACGUUGUCGGGGUUGGCCAUACGCCAGUGCGUCGAGCUGGGCCUCCAUCGGGAUAUCCCCUGGGCAAAAGUCGACCCCAACACUCUCAAGACCCAGAUGCGCAGAAGGGUCUUUUGGUGUUCCUACAAUCUCGACCGCGGGGCUGCCGUCACGCUGGGGAGGCCGGUCGGCAUAGCUGAUAGCGACAUUGACGUCGAGUUGUUUCUCGACGUUGACGAUAGCAGCAUCACCCCGACGGGCAUCAGCAGCCAGCCUAGAAGCUCACCCACGGAGCCACCAACUGUGGUCUCGUCCGCCCUUCAUACGAUCAAGCUUCGAAAGAUCUGGGGCCGCAUGCAGAGCCAGAUAUACCCCCAAACAAGAGGCUCAGAGUCGGCAGGGAACAGUCUACUGGAGAGCAUGUUCAAGGACGAGCUCCGAGAGUGGCAGCAAACGGCCCCAGGAGAGCUGCCGCAAGGACGUGCUGCGAACAAUGCCUUUGGGAGCACCGAAUGGUACAAGCUGAUGUACCAUCACUCCAUCCUCUUGCUCUACCGUGGGCACCUGGUCACGAAGCAGCGGAGGAGGCCGUCCGCACAGUCGCCGGCCCAGCAAUCCUUGAAUGCCUCCGUCUUUCUGGACUGCGCCGCCUCCUCCCAGGGGAUCUGCGAGGCAUAUCGUGCGCUCUACAUGACCCAGAGACUGAAUGACACAUGGGCUGUUCUCCACGUCGUGUUCCUGGCCGGCCUCACAUACAUCCACUGUCUGUGGACGAGCUCGGAGACUCGCGCGGCAAUCCGACGUGAUACAGUUGCAUCGACCUGCACCAACUGCAUGAUGAUCUUGGUCGUCAUGACAGAGCGCUGGGCGUCCGUGGCCCCUUACCGGGACACAUUUGAGAUCCUCUCCAACGCCACGCAGAGUAUGCUCGUCGACCUGGACAGCGGCAUCCGUGGGUCGCCCCGCGGGCCUGCGCUGUCGGCCUACCAGGCUGACCAGGUAUCUCACUACCUGAUGGAUAUGGCUGACGUGGGCAUGUGCACCUCUGUAGAACAACUGUUAG
Messenger RNA from Clonostachys byssicola, 2078 nucleotides. The record is from the annotation of a GenBank genome assembly. Lineage: Eukaryota; Fungi; Ascomycota; Sordariomycetes; Hypocreales; Bionectriaceae.